AUGAAGAACACGGCAGCACUCGACAUGGUGGACGCCAAUGUCCUGCUCGAUUUCGAUUCGCGUUAUGGCUAUGAUGAGACUGACCAGUGCCUGAAUUCAUCAGCGACAUGCAGGACCGCAAACUCCAUGUCAUCAGCCUUCGACAUAUCCACAAUGUCGCACAUGGGCAGCAGCGACACUCUGUACCCGAGUCCUCUCAGUUCGAGGCGUGUCACCGCCUCGCCACAGCCCAUGUCAACAGACCCGCCAGAAAGGUCGACUGACGAGGCGUACGCAUCAUCGUCGUCCGUGGCGGCGUCAAUAGCUACCGCAAAGCCCACGGCGAAAAGGAAGCGAGAGAACAGAUACAAAAACGCAGCUCCUUCGGUCCUCUCGCGACGUCGGGCGCAGAACAGGGCUUCACAGAGAGCUUAUCGCGAACGGAAGGAUCAGCGCAUCAAGGAUCUUGAGCUGCUGCUGUCAGAACAGAAGGAGAAGAGUGAAUCGCUUGGACAGGCAUACGCAAAUCUACAUGCCGAGUACUGUAAGCUUCGAGCAAUGCAAAGCCGGCCUCGACAGCCUCACCCUCACCAGCAGAUUCCCAUGUACGGGACGUCGGCCAUGAGUGGGAUGGCCUCUCAGGCAAAUAUGAGUUACAUGCCGGAAAGCAACUUCGUCUUCCAGACCAUGGCAGACUUCUCUCUGUGA
Messenger RNA from Verticillium nonalfalfae, 687 nucleotides. RefSeq lists its product as uncharacterized. Gene Ontology annotation, cellular component: RNA polymerase II transcription regulator complex. NCBI's taxonomy places the organism in Eukaryota, Fungi, Ascomycota, Sordariomycetes, Glomerellales, Plectosphaerellaceae. Bases 1 to 687 code for a protein of 228 amino acids. The transcript is spliced from 3 exons. The record is from RefSeq and is a predicted model, not a curated record. Gene Ontology annotation, molecular function: transcription cis-regulatory region binding; DNA-binding transcription activator activity, RNA polymerase II-specific.